This is a messenger RNA of Zerene cesonia (dogface butterfly), 1110 nucleotides long. RefSeq lists its product as uncharacterized. Lineage: Eukaryota; Metazoa; Arthropoda; Insecta; Lepidoptera; Pieridae. The record is from RefSeq and is a predicted model, not a curated record. The transcript has 3 exons. Bases 1 to 1110 code for a protein of 369 amino acids.
AUGGAGCAAAUUAGACAGAUAUGUAAACCGAAAAAAAAGUAUAGCAAUGUAGUCGAAGCAUGCAAUUUGAUACGGAGUUUGAGGAGAGUAUUAGGAGUGUCCAUUUUUAAUAUAGAAAGCACUUCUGGAAAUAUAAUAAUUUCUAAAUUUACAUUUGUCGGUUUUGUUUUCUUUGCGCUGUGGCAUUCACUUUAUUUUUAUGCUAUUUAUAAUGUGUAUAGCUAUGACCAAACUAUACUGCGAGUUUUAUAUGAUACCCAGUUGAAACACUAUGGGGAUCUAGUAGAAAAUGUCGCAACUACGACUUACGUUAUAUACGCAAUGUGGAAAAUAUCGUUCGACCUCAGUGGAGCUACUAAACAUAUGCAACAACUCGUUAAUAUAGACGAAGCGAUCAAUGAAUUGGGUGAUAAUAUAGACCACGCUAAAUAUUCGGCUCCAUCUUUCAUACUACCUUUAACUCACGUUAUUAUGUGCAUCAUACGUUUGUUAAGUAUUUGGAUUUCGAUAAGCAAAAGGAUAGACUUCAUCCCGUACAGCAAGAUAUAUCAAAUAUUAUUCUCCGAUUCCUUAGGUUUUGCGACAAUAGUUCACUAUUGCGUUUACCUCUUUAUAAUCCGUGAUAGGUACAGGAGAAUAAAUAAAGUGCUUAGAAACUUGCAGAGCAGAGGCGAGAACUGCUUUUUAGUGCGUAUGAAAAAUUCGGAUAAUAAAACCAUAGGUACGCAAGAUAGGGCACUAUGCGAAAUAAUAAACAAAUGUGGGAAAAUUUACAGUAUGCUGUACAAGGCCACGGAGAUAGCUAACGACAAAUUUGGUUUGGCAUUGCUUCUAACACUGUCUGUGUGGCUUCUUCUAAUCAUUUUGUAUCUAUAUUAUUUUAUGGAAGCGACCGCAGCUGGUCUGUUCCAUGAAUUAGAUCGAUACAUUAAAUUUUUGAUAUUCGUGCUUUGGCAAAUCCUUUUUGCAAUAGCCGUAAUGACUUCGAGCAUUUAUAUCUGUGAAAUAACUGUUAAAGAGGCUAAAAUAACUGCUUUCUUAGCGCAUGCUAUGAUCAAUAGUAGAGCUAUUUAUACAUCUGUGAAAGAAGAGGUACUGAAGGUUGGCUAG